AUGACCGCAUGGUCUGAAGCACCAGGGCGCGGCAUCCUUGAGCCAACCACCAAGGGCAGCGCGUCGUGUCCACGCUGCGGCGAUACCUUGCUCAGCGACUCGCGCUUUUGCCGCUGCUGUGGACAUGCCCUGGGCACUGAUCUGGGUGCGCCGUACACAGAGGACUCGAACUCGGCGACGGAUGGCUUGCAGUUCCUGUGCUCGAAGUACUCUGCUCUCAUCACCCGGCUUCGAGAGGAGGUCCUCGCACAUCAACAGGCCCAAGCCGAGUGCCGACGCUUGGAGCGGCGACUUCGCGAGGAGUCGCAAUCCUGGGCGCAGGAGAAGGAGCAGUUGAUGCUGGACCUUCAGCGCCUCCGUGUAGAGGUUGACAGCCUCAAUCGGCUGGCAGAGAGGCAGCGUGCAGAUGCUCCGUGCAAGCCAGCGAGGGAACAUGGGGCCAAAGAGCUUCAUCCUCAGCCCGUCAAGCCUGCAGAGGCUGACACGAACGCGUGGCAUCAAUACGAGGCGCAACAGAAACAGCACCAGCAGAUGAUGUCGCUCCUCAACGAGCACAGUCAGUUGCAGGUCGAGACCCGCGAUGCACAAGAUGAGUUGACCGCUUGCAGAGAUCACUUGGCACGCUGGCGCCGCAAGGCCACCGACCUGGAGACUCAGAAGAUGACCGCGGAGCGGCACCGCGAGGACGCCGAGAAGAAGGUGCCGAGGGGGCCGAGACGAGCUACGUCAGGCACUGCGGAGCGCCUCCCUGGCGAAGAGCCGACAGAAGGAAGCCGAGCGCGUGGCCAAGCAGGAGGAGUCACAAGCCAAAGACCUUGA
This is a messenger RNA of Durusdinium trenchii, 819 nucleotides long. Lineage: Eukaryota; Dinophyceae; Suessiales; Symbiodiniaceae. The record is from the annotation of a GenBank genome assembly.